AUGGCCGCACUACAGACCCACUGCCUUCUUCAACCUUCAUGCUUUAUACCGUCGCGGCUCCCGCCGUGCCGUGGAAGAUGGCGAGCAAGCCUUCAAUCUCUUCCAAAACUUCAAUCUCUCAUCCCAUUUGAAGAACUUACCAUGCUAACAGAACAGUCGACCAUCAAGAGGAACAAGUUGGUUGCUCAUGACAAGGAAGAGCAGAACAAGAGCUUAAUCAUCGCCAAGCUUCUUGCCAUCGCCGAGGCCGCCGCAGACCGCGCAGAAAUGCAUGCCAUCAUCGGCGAGCAGCGAAACAAUUGGAACCACCUCUUCCUCCAUUCUAUUAACUCCAUCAACCUCACGGCCUUACUCAUGGCUGCGAUCGCCUCCAUCCCCGAAAUAGCGGCAUCCCAACCCCUCAACCUCUCCUCCGCCGUCCUCUUCACUUCAGCUGCCGGACUGAUGUUUUUCGUCAACAAGAUCCAGCCUUCGCAGCUUGCAGAGGAGCAGCGGAACGCCGCCCGACUCUUCAAGCAGCUGGAAAGAUCAAUCCGUAGCUUGGGAGCACAUACUUCAAGUGAAUCCGACGUGGAAGACGCCAUGGAGAAGGUUCUCGCGCUGCAAAAGGCCUACCCGCUUCCUCUGCUCCCGGGAAUGCUCGAAAAAUUUCCCAAAGUAGUCGAGCCCACCAAAUGGUGGCCGAAGCAGAAGAAACCACAAAGGAAGCAAGGAGUUGCUAGGAAUGGGUGGAGCAGUGAGAUGGAAAAGGAGAUGAGGGGAGUUUUGAGAGUGCUGAAAUCCAAGGAUGAGGAGCAGUACGUAAGGCUUGGACAACUGGUUCUUAGCAUCAACAAGUUCUUAUCUUUCGCCGGCCCUCUGCUCGCCGGAGUUGCCGCGGUCGGAGCUGCUAGUUCCAUAGGCGGCGGUGCACAUGGUUCGUGGCCGGCGGUGGUUGGGGGAGCGUUGGCGGCAGUGGUGAACACACUGGAGCACGGGGGGCAGGUGGGGAUGGUGUUCGAGCUGUUUAGGAACUGUGCGGGAUUCUAUAGGAAGUUGGAGGAGGAGAUUGAGUAUAACUUGGAGGAGGAGGAGAAGGAGAUGAGGGAACAAGGAGAGGUUUUUGAAGUGAAGAUGGCGUUGCAGCUUGGAAGGAGUCUUUCUGAGCUCAGAAGCAUGGCUUCCUAUUCAUCUCCUUCGUCCGAAGAUACGGAGAUUAAAGAGUUCGCCGGAAAGUUGUUCUGA
Molecule: messenger RNA, 1224 nt
Organism: Dendrobium catenatum
Lineage: Eukaryota; Viridiplantae; Streptophyta; Magnoliopsida; Asparagales; Orchidaceae
Product: probable F-box protein At4g22030
Exons: 1
Coding region: 1-1224 (407 amino acids)
Source: RefSeq, a predicted model, not a curated record